AUGAACGCCUCAUCCAGGUACUUUCCCCAACGUAUUCUUGAAUAAAAGUCAUUGAAGGGAGAAGCCGGUGUUCACGGCGUGGAAUCUGGCAAGCGCAUCUUCUGGACUACGAAUCUUUGAGACUGUCCAUUACUACUAGUCUUCGGCGUCACAAAGAAUAUUUUCAGAUUGGAUCACUAUUUUCGCUUGGGCUCAUCGGAGCUGUCGGCUCUCAUUUCUCUCCUACCUACGCGGCAUUGGUGUCCUGCACCGCCGGCACAAUCAUUUCAUCAGUCUUCGUCGUCAUUUUCGCUUUCAACCUACACAACUCCACUCCCGGCAUACAGUGGAUUCUCUGGGUGAAAAUAUUCGCAAAAAUUUGGCUGAUUGAUGUAAAAAAAAAAAACCCACUUUCAAGAGUGGGACAAUAUGAACAAUAUGAAUUUUGGAAAUUCAAAAGCAAAGAAGCCCAUUUAUUUUCGUUGAGUUCAGAUUAAUCAGGAAAAUAUCUUUUCGGGAAUUGUGGCGAGAUCUCACAGGGAAAGUCAUUUUACUUUACGGUUGGGAACUUCUUGAAAAUUGGUCAGAACACUUUUUGAUGUACCAGAAGAAGAUUCUGAAAGUCUCAAUCUGCAAAACUUCUCAGUUCUCAAGAAACAAGGGUCUAAAGCCCCAAAAUAGCUAAUUUUAAUGGAUUUUGAACGUUUUCUUUGAACUUGCAGCGUCUUUUCACAGAAUGCAGGUUGAGGCUUUCAGAAUCUUCUUCUGGUACAUCAGGGCGUAUUUUGGCCAAUUUUCAAGAAGUUCCCAACCUCAAAGUGAAAUGACCUCCCUUUUCAGACAACUCGAGAAGCACAGAAAUGGAAAUGUCCAAACUUUUUUUUAUAACACAUUCGCCAGAAUUUGAGGCAAUCUGAGAUGUCUGCUAUAUCUUACGAGACUCUAGAAGCCAAGGAGGAAUAAAUCGCAGAGCGACAAUCCUGUUUCAGCUUUUGGCGCGUUAUAUUUUUCUGUGAAAAGUAUUUUCCUUAUGGUUUGAUUGAAAAAGUGAACUGCCAACUCUGAAUGGGAUCGAUUGCCACACAAUCCUGGUAUAGUCAAUUCAUCCAGACUUGUAAGGCGAGAGAGGCGGGACGCGUAGCGUGUGCGUAUGCGGUUCAAUUCAAGCGCCACCGACGAUUUAAAAAGCUCAACAACCGCUUUUUUUGUAUCUAUUCCACUAUUUUUGAAUGAAAAAAUGAAGAAAAUCAAGUUAAAAAAGAUGAAAAGAGCGAUAAACGAAGUCUCCAAAUAAUCGCUGACGGUUAGAUUGGAAUCGUGCCAAGAACCGCACGCUACGCAUCCCGUCUUUCAAGUCGGGAAAAAUUGAAUAUGGACAGAAAGCUGAUCCAUCUCUGCUUUGUGAAUCAAACAGUUCAGGAGUCAAUCUACACCGGAGCGAUGGCUUUUCUAUUCCUAAUCAACACGACGACUAUGUUCUACAGCAGCCUUCGCUGGCAGCACACUGCCUGGUGGUUUUCUUUCGUGAGUACCAUUUCAAGUGCCAUUUUUAUUCUCUUUGAACAGGUGAGCUGCGCACUGGUCACUUUGGCUUUUGUCGGCGACUGGUUUCUUCUUUUACGGCUUCAAAACCGCAACCCGACAGCAAAACAUAGUCAAGACGAUUUCCUCUCAUAA
Caenorhabditis auriculariae is the source of this 1656-nucleotide messenger RNA. NCBI's taxonomy places the organism in Eukaryota, Metazoa, Nematoda, Chromadorea, Rhabditida, Rhabditidae. The record is from the annotation of a GenBank genome assembly.